AUGCAGCUUGCUCAGCUGCCGGGGCAACGCACUGUCGGUGGCACCACAUGCCGCAGACACAGCCGCCGGCCGCUCAGGCCCUGUGCUGCGGCCAAGAAGGACAGCAAUGCCGCCGCUGACGUGAAGGCGGCGCGCCUGUCCCGCAUUCUGCGCCAGUAUGAUGCCGCAGGCCCCACCCAGCAGGCCGACCUGGAGCAGUACCUGGCGCAGCGCAACGAGCGCAUGGGCGGCGAGGAGGCGGGGGCCAGCCGCGGACUGCGCGCAUCCGCCGGUAGCCGCGCAUCCAGCGAGCGCGAGCUGGCCCGCCUCGACCUCUACAUGCCGCUGGGGCCCAACGGCGUGCGCCAGGCCAACUACGGGCUGCACGGCGGGGGCGAGGUGCACUGGUGGGCGCUGCGGGUGAAGGCGGGGCGCGAGAAGCAGGUGGCCGAGGCGCUGGAGCGGCUGGUGGUGGAGCUGCUGCCGCCGCUGGAGGCGGCGGAGGAGGGGGGUGCCCCCCGCCAGCGCACCAUCGAGACCUGGGUGCCCAAGAAGAGCCUGCGGGUGUGGAGCCCCAAGACGGGCAAGAUGGGCAGCAAGGUGCUGCGCUACCCGGCCACCUACCCCGCCGUGCUGGCCAGCGGCGACAACGGCGGCUGGGUGCUAGCGCGCACCGUGCUGGACUCGGAGCUGUACAGCAGGGUCAAGGCCAACCCCUCCUUCAUCGCCUGGGUGCAUGUGGAGGUGUUCACGCUGCACAGCGAGCUGGUCAGCGGUACCAAGCACCUGGAGAUACCGCGCCCCUGCCCGCAGCAGGUGCUGGACGACGUGAAGGAGUGGGAGCUGGACACGAGCCCCGUGGAGGAGGCGGCGGUCAGGGCCGCCCUGGACCUGCCGCAGCCGGCGGCGGGCUGGGAGGAGGCGGAGGCGCAGGGCCGCGGCGGGCGCGGCGGCAGGGGCUUUGAGGAUCGCGGCGGGCGCGGCGACAGGCGGCAAUUUGAGGAUCGCCAGGAGGGCGGCGGGGGCUUUGAGGAUCGCCAGUUGGGCGGCGGCCGCGGCGGCGCUGCCAGGUUUGACGACCGCCGCUGGCAGCCGCGGCAGGAGGGCGGCGAGCGGCGGCGCGGCGGCGUGCAGGGCGGUGAGCGGCGUGGCGGCGGCGGCGAGGCCGGCUGGUUUGAGGGCGGCGGCGACGGAGCCGCCGAUGCCGGCAGCGUGUGGGGGAGCAUCGGCGAGGAGGUGCCAGUGAUGGGCGGCGCCGGCGGCGGUGCCAGCGCCGACGAUGCCGGCUUUGCGGGCUGGUUUGACUCUGCAGCCGCGGCCUUUGACUUUGACGCGCCCGCCGCGGCCGAGGCGCCGCCAGCCGACUCAUUUGGAGGCUCCGCGGCGGCCGGCGGCUGGAGCUGGGACGAGGCUCUAGGGCAGCAGGACGCCGCGCCGCCGCCGCAGCCGCCGCCGCCGCCGCAGCAGCAGCAGCCGCAGCAGCAGGCGGCAGAGCCGGCGAAGUGGGCCGCGCCUGCGGUGGAUGCUGGCGGCAUGUGGGAUGAGCAGCCUGGGGCAGACCUGGGCCUGGGGCUGGGCCUGGGCGCCCCCGUGGCGGGCGGCGGCGGCGGCGUCGCGUACGGCAUCCCGCCCUCGCCAGCGCCGCAGCAGGCGCAGGGCGAGUGGCGGGCGCGGCGGGACGGCGGGCGCGGCGGGCGCGACGGCGGGCGCGGCGGGCGCGGCGGAAGGGAGCGGUACGGCGGGCGCGGCGACAGGGACCGAUUUGGCGGCGAGCGCGGCGGCGGCCGCGGCGGCAGGGAGCGGUACGGCGACCGCAGCGGCGGUCGCUUCGGCGGCCGCGGCGACGAGCGCAGCGACGAGCGCGGCGACCGCCGCGGCGGCUGGGAGGGCGGCAGCGGCGGCGGCGGCGGCGGCUGGUAUGAGGGGCGGCCUGACGAGGGCGCCACGGCCGCCACUGGCGGCGGCGACGACGGGCUGUCGUGGUGGGAUGGGGAUGCAGACAGCAAUGAUGAGGGUGCGGGCUUCACUGGCGUCUAUCCCGGCUCUUCCGGCUGGGAAGGGCAGCGCGGCGGCGGCGGCAGCAGCGCCAGCGGCAGCGGCAGCGACGACGGCUGGCAGCCGCAGCGGGAGGGCCGGUCCGAGCGCCGCAGCCGCGGCCGGGGCAGCGACGGCGGCGGCGGCGAGGGCGGCUGGGGCCAGGACGAGGCCAGCUCCCAGCCUGGGGCUGCCGCCGCGAGCGCCGGCGGCGGCGGCGCCGGCCAGCCCUCCGCUGCUGACGUGGCGGCGGCCGCCGCCUUCCAGCCGGGGCAGCAGGUGGCCGUGACCCAGGGCAACUUCCGGGACUUUGAGGGCACGGUGGUGGCGGCGCAGGGCGGCCGCCUGACCGCGGAGCUCGACAUCUUUGGCAAGCGCACGCGGGUGGAGCUCAGCCCCUCCGACGUGUCCAGCGCCGGCGGUGAGGGCGGCGCCGGCGCGGCAGACGCAUGCCGGCCGCUGCACUCCACACGCGUCAUCAUUCUGUCUUAUGAUGGACUGCAGAUCUCCAACUGGAUUGCUGAUGGCCUGGCAGCGGACGGCGAGACCGAAGCUGCUGAGGGAGUGAGGAAUGCUGGCGAUGCCGUAGAGUCCUUCGUCGGGACGGCAGUGGACGCCACGGCAUGCUAUGGAACGGUCGCCGCUGGGGCAGCACUGGGCUCCGUCAUCCCAGUCUUUGGCACGCUUGCCGGGGCCGCGGCUGGUGCCUUCCUCAACCCUUCGUGCAAGGAGGCUGUGGAGGGCGUGGUCACCACUGUUGGGGAGGCAGCCAACGCCGUCGACAAUAUUGCCGCCGCCACCUGCCAGCCGCAGUGCAGCGGCAACACCGUGCCGAUGUGCAGCACCGAGCUUGAACUCAACAGAGGGGGCCUGCGCAUUGCGGUGCAGGAGUGCAUCGAGUACUGCGACUCCAUCUCCCCCGCCUGCUUCACAUGGUACAUGGACAGGGGGUGCUGCCUGUGCAAGUCGUACUGCGACAACGCCGGCACCACUGGCACCACUGGCACCACUGGUACCACUGGCACCACUGGCACCGACGACGGCACCACGUCCCCCGGCGCUACUGACACCGACGGCGGGAUUGAAAGCAGCGACACCGGUGGGGCCGCUGUGGCUCCACAGAUCCCGGCCGCUGGCACCCCUGCGCUGUCCACCUGCUCCCUCAACGUCCAGUACGACACCGACUUUGCUGGCGAGGAUGGCGACAUCGUGCCCGUCACAACCAAGUGGGCCGACACCGCAGUGUCUGCCGCCACCCCAGAGGACUGCUGCGAGGCCUGCACCCUGUACAGCUACUGCUCGGCCUGGACCUGGACUCCCGGCUCCAACUGCGAGGAGCGCUUCCCCCAUGCCUCCGGCUGCUGCUUCCUCAAGGCCAGUGCCAGCCAGCCAGGAGGCAGAUGGCACCCCUCUGCCCAGCUCAGCCUGAGCGGCUUCAGCGCUUGUGCAGGCCCGCUGUGCAUGCCUGCAUUGGCCCUGCACGCGCCGCCGCAGGCCCUGCUGAUGCUGCCUGACAAGGCAACAGGCUGGCAGGCCGAGCCAGCUCCAGGCAUGGUGAGCGGCACCACCAACUCCCCGCCCGCCGCCUCCUGCACCUUGGAAUUUGACACCGUCAUCAGCGGGGGCGCCCUGCUCAAUGCCGAUGGCACGGAGGUUGUGGUGGCCACCAUUUCGGAUGCUGCCUGCUGCAACUCAUGCGCCAGGACAGCGGGCUGCAGGGCAUGGACCAUGACGCCUCCAGAGUACUGCAUCAAUAUGGUGGAUGGGCUGGUGAUCGGGUGCUGCUUCCUCAAGGGUGCCGCUGGCUGGACCAGCAUGACAGACGAGAAAGGAGAGAUGACUUCUGGCCAGCUGCUGACGCUUGGCAGCAAGUAA
Molecule: messenger RNA, 3888 nt
Organism: Chlorella variabilis
Lineage: Eukaryota; Viridiplantae; Chlorophyta; Trebouxiophyceae; Chlorellales; Chlorellaceae
Exons: 18
Coding region: 1-3888 (1295 amino acids)
Cellular component (GO): cytosol
Source: RefSeq, a predicted model, not a curated record